Messenger RNA from Ostrinia nubilalis (European corn borer), 5947 nucleotides. RefSeq lists its product as uncharacterized. The transcript has 10 exons. Lineage: Eukaryota; Metazoa; Arthropoda; Insecta; Lepidoptera; Crambidae. Bases 2332 to 5247 code for a protein of 971 amino acids. The record is from RefSeq and is a predicted model, not a curated record. Gene Ontology annotation, molecular function: nucleic acid binding.
CAACCCAUGCUACGCCGCCACUGUCCAGCAGUCGUGAAACCAUUUGAAGUAAGUUAAAAGUGUUGAGUUUUGAAAAAAAUCAAGUUGUCGCAGGGUUUGAGUUGUAGCAGGGGUCGAAUUGUCCCUGGGUCAAGCUGUCGUGCCCUUUGAAGUUGGUCAAAAGUGAUUUUGUAUGUAUUUUUUCAGGGUUGCUUAUGAAUUUUUAUUUUUGAUAUAACUUUUCUGAGACAUGUCACACUUGAGCUGUCAUAAUUAUAAUAAAAUUAUAGUAUUCCAUUCAAUUUAUUCAUUUAAAGAUAACAAUGAUCCACAUGGUUAGUAAAUGGGUGCCUUAUACAACUAUGUUAGUAAUUUACUUAUUAUAACAUACCACUAAUUAUCCAACCCGUUCGGUAAGAAGUAGCCGAAGGAAAUGUCGGAUAAUAGGAGAGUCGUACCUCUCCGCCACGGUCUUCAGGAUACUGUUGGGGCUCGCCCGUAUCCUACUGAGCAACGAGGCAGUCUUCUUGCAUAGGACAGCAAAGAAGCCGUCAGUGUGCGACUGAGCAAACAUUUGAAGCGAGGCAAGCCCAACAGCAUCCUGAAACCGUUGUUAUAUUGGACCCGAAGGACGCUAAGCGAUUUCUGCGAGUACGUGGUCCACAGGUUUCCCGUGUAUAGACUCUGACAGUAUGCUUUAAACAGAGUGAUCUUGACAUGGUCAUUACAUCGGGCAAACCUGCGAGCCAACAUAUUACACCUUACUGCCAGCGCCCUUCGUUCCCUCUCGAUAUCAACAUGAUCUUUAAGGUCAUCAGUAACGUAGUGUCCGAGAUAUUUAAAUUUAGUGGCUCUGUUUAACUUUACCCCAUUAAGCAAGAGGUCAGGUACCACGUUUGGACAUUUACUGGCGGCCUUAAAUACCAUGUAUUCGCUCUUCUUCACAAUAUACAAUAAGCCAUGGCAUUUAGCAUACACUUCACACACACCCACCAUCUUUCUGAGAGCCCCCAUUGUUGGCGCCAGCAGUACCAUUUCAUCAGCGUAGCUUAUGUUGUUGAUACAAACACCAUCUACCCAGCAUCCGAUACGCAUACUGCUAAGGGCAACAAUGAGGUCAUUUACGUAUAGGUUGAAAAGCCUGGGAGACGUCAGCCCACCCUGUCUCACCCCGCACUGCAACCCAUACUCCUCAGAAAAAACGUUAGCACAUCUUACGCUGUUAAUCUGGUUAGCAUACCAAUAAUGGAAUAUUUGUGAUACUUCUGACGGGAUGCCCUGCCUCCUCAUCUUAUCCCAAAGGAUGUCAUAAGACACAAGAUCGAACGCCUUGGAGAGGUCGAGGAAGCAUGCGUAAAUGAGAGUCCCCUGAUCCGUGUAGUACCUGACAGUGUGCUUAAGACUAAGGAUGGCGCUCUCGGUCGACAGUCCAGGCUUAAACCCGAAUUGAGCAUCAUGUGAUUUUAAAUAUUUAUCUAGUAGAGAGUCAAGCACACUGUCAAGGACCUUUGCCGUGAUUGUAGCUAGAGAGAUCGGUCGGGUAUUAGCAUGGUCUAUCAUAUAAGGUAGGUAUUAAAGUGCUACAGUUCUGGGGACGUUUUGUCCCAUUGUUCUUUAAGCUUUGUUUUUAAAUGAGAAGGUUUUUUAUUAGUUUACGAAAAGACGUUUUUUUAUUCAUUUCUUGUAUGUUGACUAUUGUGUAAGUCUAAGUAAGAGUAGCUUGGCAUAUUUUUCAAUCAAAAUCCUCAUUGGUGUAAAUAUAUAUUUUUUCUGAUUCUGAAUAAUAUUAGGAACGUAAAAAAAUUUUAACUAAUGUCCGUAUUGUUCCAAAUUCAAUAAAUUCAUUAAAUUAUUGAAUACCUUUACUUUUAUUUCCAACCCAUUCUUUAAUAGGUACGUGCUUAGCUAGGAAAAUAACAUAGAUAAAAUUGGUGUUUAGCUGAACAAUUAUAUCUAAAUUUUAGUUUUCAAGUUAUUUUAAUUUAAUGUAUUACUAUAAAAUUAUAUUUCGUCAUCACCAUUAACAUAAGAUCAUUACCAUUUUAAUAAAAUCAUUACCAUUGGGAAAACGUCAUUACCAUUUUGUGAAAAAAUAUUUGGACGCUUGUUACUUCUAAAAUAACGAUUGAAUCUAAGGGCCUCACACUGAUCUAAAAAGCUCAUUGCUUAACCUUUCAGUUUAAGCUAGUUUGCACGCAUUCCUGUAAAGUUUUUCAAAAAACGUAAAAUAAAUCUCGCGGAAUCAAAUCGGCGGAUCUACCCCUAUUUUCGUGCGAAAUGUUGUAAAAUUUUGUAAAAAACGCCGAUCGAGCAAUUUUUAGGAAGAAGAAAUACCACUCAAUAAUACUUAUUAUGUUGCUCACUAUACACAACCUGCCGCCCCGUAUGCGGUAUGGGGACGUAAAAUCUCUUAUCGUCUCGAAAUGCGGGUUCAAAGACAUAAUAUUGGAUAAUUUGAUCAACGAGGGUCGAGGGACCAAGCAGGUGACCGUUGGUUUGGCCGCAGAAGAAGACGCUGCAAUGCUGGUCCGACAGAUCAACGGCCUGUACGUGGAGGGAAAGCAGUUGUAUGUGGAAGACGUGCGACAGAAAAAUCAAUCCCAACAACCGUAUCGUCAAACGCAAGACGAGAGCAGUUACACUGGCUCUCAAAGAGGUACUAAUCAGUCAUCCAGUUAUACAGCCCCAGGGAACGGUCCCCAGCCUUAUAGCGGUCAACAAAUGUACAUGAAUCAGAUGCCAGGGUUCCCAGGGCAGCCGGACCCCAUGACGAUGCCAAUGAUGCCUUUCAUGGGCGGGAUGGGAGGCAUGAUGUUCGUGCCACCAGGACAGAACUCCUAUAUGGACUACGCUGGGCAAACGCAACAGCUUCCAUUAUCAGCUACCCAGUACACCCCAAUGUCUGGCGAACAAGCUCAGACAGGGUCUGGGUCUGGCUACCAAAACUACACUGACGACAAGUGGUCUCGUAACCGCCGCGCUCAACAGGGUACUUCCCAAGAGAAUAGGAAUCAAUCCAGCUAUAAAUCUGACAGCAGCCAGCAAUUCCGAGACAACAACACCUCGAGGCGCCGCAGCAGAUCCCCGCGUGAUAAUCGUGACAGAUCCAGGGGCAGCCCUAAACGGGGAAGGUAUGAUGAAGGUGACUUCCGUUCGCAAUCCAACCGCGACUCUCAGAGAUAUACACCCGAUCGCGCAGAGACUUACACUUCUCAAAACUAUGAUAGGAGUCAGAAACAAACCUCCUUUAACAACGACCCUGUAACUUUAAACAAACCACCACUCUUGAGUACUCCGGCUCAGAAUCGGUGGAACAGUGGACAACAGUUUAAUCAAGACUCCAGUGGAGACAGGUCUCAAAAUUGGAACAAAAAUCAGACAAAUUCUAAUGAUGAAAAAUCUAACUAUCGCAAACAUAUGGAAUCGAAACAAAACCAAUCCAAAGGUGUUUGGAAAAAUCCGAUGCAAACUUCUUGGGGCCGGCAAGACGCAGCUACUUCUAGGGAAGAAAUACAAUCACAACCAUCACACUUUAAAUGGACAAAUCCAAACAUGGGCAAGGGUCAAACGAAUAGUGGUGGGCCUGUUGAGCAAAGGCAGUCCUUACUGGGAAAUCCACCACAAAGAAGUUGGGAACCUAAUAAGAAUGCACACAAACCAAGUAAUGUCACCAAUUACCCAAAGCAAAAACCUGCAAAGUCAAAGAAGAAUAAGGGCAAGAAGAAGGGUGUGAUGCCCACACUGAAGGACGACUCGAUCCUGAGAUACAGAGCCGCUGGUCAAAUCGCAAAUGAAAUAGCGAAAGAGCACAUAAAUAUUAUAUCAAAGGAGUUUUAUUUGAAGAAUCUGAGGAAAUCGGUGCGAUCCCGCUUGGAAGUACUUUUAGACGCGAAUAUUGGGAUGCCACUGGAUCAAAUGAUCAAAACAUACCGAAUGACGUUUCCGUCGUAUACGGAUCGCGAUUAUUGCAAAGCUGUAGUGGAGCAGAUACCAGCUGAUGCGAGGGCGAAAAUAGAGGCAACAGGAGAAAACGUUGACGUUGCAAAAUUGAAUAUCAGUCCACCGAAAGGGCAAGGGAACAAUCAACCGGCGAGCAAAAAUCAACCGGCGGCUAACAAAAAUCAACCGAAGGCUAACAAAAAACCGGCGGCAAACAAAAAUCAAUCAGCUAUGAGCAUAACUCAACCGGGAACAUUCCAGCCGCUCAUGAACUUGCCGGUCCUGACAAACUUGAAGCCGCCGAAUCCUUCGGAAAAGCUGCCCAAAUAUCCUCAAGGAGACAAACAAAUAUACAAAGAACAAAAGAAGCUAAAGAAACUAGAGCAUGGGAAGGAGGAUAUUUAUUCGCUGCCACAGCCGAUGCAGCGGGUGCUGGACGAAGAACUACAGGCCCUCGUGGAUAUAUACAAGUCUAUAGUGAAAACGGCAGACAAUGAAAAGGAGCAAGCCCUCUGCGAUCGCUUCAGUACCAUCGGAGUGGAUAUUACGCGAAAGGUGUUAAAACUGAACGUUACGAAACGUCUUCUAUGCAUCAACACGAACCUCGUCGUUCGAGUGUACAUAAACGGGAAGCCGCCGAAAAAGCUAGAGGUGGAGGAAUUCAUGCGGAAGAAUGGCGCCGUCAGCUGCAAGAAGUCUGUCAAGAGGGCGCCUAUUUACGUCGCCACCUGUCGGGACUUUGCUGCCUUCGACCGGCUUUGUGGCAUGGGCACUGUGCCUAUGAAUGCCGAGACCGCGCUGGUAAUCAAGCCAUUCCAACUAGCCGGCCCUAAAUUAUCUUUCAAGGAGCGCAAGGAACUGCGUGAGAGACGUCUCCUAGGGUUAGAAGGGUCAUCAGAACCAACGCCAGAUAUCCCAGAGGAAGACGAUUUCACGAACGACGCUCUGAACCCUAUUGGACGAUUUGAAGGCACGGGACAGUUUGAAGAUCCGGGAGAGGCCGAAAAUCCGGGAGAGAUCGAAGAUCCGGAACAGUUCGAUGACCCGGGAGAGACCGAAGAUCCGGGACAGUCCGAAGAUCCGGAACAGUUAGAUGACCCGGGAGAGACCGAAGAUCCGGGACAGUCCGAAGAUCCGGAACAGUUAGAUGACCCGGGAGAGACCGAAGAUCCGGGACAGUCCCAAGAUCCGGAACAGUCCCAAGAUCCGGAAGAGACCGAAGAACCGGGACAGUUAGUACAAGAUAGUGAAAACGAUACAAAUGAUGCAUCACAGAACGCAGGCAUUGACGAUAUGGAGUUGAAUGAUGAGGACUUUGAGGAUUAUUGAGGUUAGACUGGUGGAAUCUUAUAAAGUUACAAUAGGGCGACUAGGCAAGAAAAAAAAAUUAUGCGCUGUCAACAGUACAUAAAACAGCCCUAUCAGAUGAAGAAUUUUGAGUCUCUCUCAACUCCAGUCUCACUGGAAUCUUGAUUACAUCUUUGCAUUCGAAUUUAUGUAAUAGUGGACGAAAUAGUGCUUUAUUUUCUAAGCAAAACGAGAAGCAACGUAAGUAAGAUGAAAAAUCGGAAUGGAACGAUUCUUGUAAAUUGAGAUUAUUUCUGGAAUUCUUAGAGAACUAGGUAGCUAGACUUUUUGAUAAAAGUGCGGCGUUUUGGUGUCCCAUCUGUAACUAGCUUCAUGUUAAGGGCGACUAACUUAAGGAUAACUCAUUGAAGGAUAUGCUAUGUGUGAUCCCCGGAAUUAUAUUGUGGGUCAGAAUGUGUUCUACCGAUUUCCCUGGAAUUAUUAAUGUGGGUAAUGUUUGGGUAAAUCACAAAAUAUUAAGUUAUUGAUUUGUCUAGCGACAUCGUUUCGCUGGUUUCGCCUUCAUAACUGUUGAUUAAUAAGAGACUAUGUAUACAGUCACGCAGGAUCGUGUCUGUUUUAUUAUGAUUAGUAAUAAAUAAGUGUUUAGUAUACUAUAAAUCUCCUUUGUUUUACCAUCAAUGUGUAGAAAAUAACGGAAAUAAAUAAUUUAAGAAACAAA